This is a messenger RNA of Andrographis paniculata, 736 nucleotides long. RefSeq names its product EG45-like domain containing protein. The record is from RefSeq and is a predicted model, not a curated record. Gene Ontology annotation, cellular component: cell wall; apoplast. The transcript is spliced from 3 exons. Gene Ontology annotation, biological process: systemic acquired resistance. Lineage: Eukaryota; Viridiplantae; Streptophyta; Magnoliopsida; Lamiales; Acanthaceae. The coding region runs from base 128 to 520 and encodes 130 amino acids.
UCACCGCCUUAGCGUGCAAAACAUCAAUUCGUCAAAGUCAUAUAUAGGCUUCAAUAUUGUAACAGAGAUUGAAUCGCCGGCGAUAUUUUGCAGUAUCGCAAUAAUCCAAUUAAUUAAUUGAUUAAUUAUGAAAAUGGGAGUGGAGCGUCUUAUCCUUGCUGCUAUUGUUGCAUCGUCCCUUUUCUCCAUAGCUGUCGCCAUAGCCGGAGAAGCCACUUUCUAUACAACUUAUGUUCCUUCUUCAUGCUAUGGAUUCGCGUCACAAGGUACGAUGAUAGUAGCGGCAAAUUCCCAACUGUUCAACAACAAGGCAGCAUGUGGUAGGACCUGCCGAGUUCGAUGCACUGGUCGAACCAAUCUCGGGGUGCCUCAGCCGUGUCGCAAUGGUGAAGUCACUGUGAGAAUUGUUGAUCUGUGCCCUGGAUGUGGAGCCAAUCAGCUCGACCUUUCUCAAGAGGCAUUCUCCAUUAUUGCCGACCCCAAUGCCGGAAGAAUCAAGAUCGAUUAUAAUUGUUCCUGAACACAGAGUUUUGGAUGCAAAAUCUUGGAUCUAUGUGAAGAAGAAUAAGCUCUCAUGAGCAAAUAUAAAUAAUGUUGUUGUUAUUGGACAAUGGUCGUUGUUCUCCAGAACUGAAGACUAUUCCAUUUACAUUAUAAGUAAGAAAAGUAUUCUCUAGGGCUACGGCUUGUGUUAUAAAAUUCCAAACAAAUAUAAAUAAUUACCCUUGCUCGUUUA